GCUGAUCUCGCGCCUACAGGCUGUGUGUCUCUUGAUCUCUCCCCUCCUCACUACACCACCGGCCGACACCUCCAUCACUUCAUCCCGUCUUCCUUUCCCAUUUGAGGUCCGCCUUUCGUAGGCGCUUUCUCAUCUCAACGAAGUCACGCUCGUUCUAGCAAAGCGACAAUAUCGCGCAAUAGGAGGUUAUUGCAACGGCGAGGAGCGAGGCGGAAAGAAAACGGAAAACAAACACGCCGAGGGAAGCGUGCCGCCCCGCGACUGAGAUUGAAGAGAAACCGAAAGGAGUUAGAGAGAGAGAGAGACGGAGCGGCAAUGAGGACAGCAACAACAUCAUCGGCCAAGGCUGCUAUCGCAGUGGGAUGCUUGGUUGCGGCGGCCGCGUCGCUGCUUCCGACGUCCAUGGCGCAGGCCGUGACGCAACAGACGAACGAUGAUGCGACAAUUGUCGGCACUUGGAGCUCGGGCAGCGGGGCCGUCACAACUGGUCUGCAAUUUUACAACCCCGGCAACAACACGUUCAACAUUCCAUCCGUCGGCGGCCAAUCAUACAGCUUCACAAAGGAUGGCUUCUGGGAACAGGCACUCUACAUCUUUACGUCUGAUCCCACUCACCCCAACUGCGCCCAGGCGCAGCUUAUCUGGCAGCACGGCACCUUUACGCAGAACAGCAACGGCUCAUUGACGCUCACGCCCUUUGAGGGCGACGGCCGGCAAUUGGUGCAGAACGGGUGCACGCAGCAGUCGCAGACGCUCAUCUCUUACGACCAACAAGAGUACAUGCAGGGCUUCUACGUCCGGAAUGACUGGCAUUUCGGCCAGGGUGGCAUCUAUCUCGAGAUGUACGAGUUUGACGGGACGCCCAAGCCCUGGCUGUGGCAGACACACAACCCGCCCGAGAUGCUCCCUACGCAGCAGCUGCACAAGAAGAUUAUCGGAAAGGUCAACGGAUCCUGAAGCGCCUCGAUCAAAUAAGCACAAGAACGGACACUUACAUCCUCUUCGACUCCUUUUCUUUUUUCAUGGCAUCAAGAGGCUUGCCUCGGCGCACUUCGUAUUGGACUUUGUAUUACUGUCUCGUCCCUAUAAAUCAUGC
Messenger RNA from Acaromyces ingoldii, 1096 nucleotides. RefSeq lists its product as hypothetical. NCBI's taxonomy places the organism in Eukaryota, Fungi, Basidiomycota, Exobasidiomycetes, Exobasidiales, Cryptobasidiaceae. The transcript has 4 exons. Gene Ontology annotation, cellular component: endoplasmic reticulum; endoplasmic reticulum membrane. The record is from RefSeq and is a predicted model, not a curated record. Gene Ontology annotation, biological process: 'de novo' protein folding. The coding region runs from base 403 to 957 and encodes 184 amino acids.